This is a messenger RNA of Glycine soja, 1893 nucleotides long. RefSeq names its product cytochrome P450 93A2-like. The coding region runs from base 32 to 1666 and encodes 544 amino acids. Lineage: Eukaryota; Viridiplantae; Streptophyta; Magnoliopsida; Fabales; Fabaceae. Gene Ontology annotation, molecular function: iron ion binding; oxidoreductase activity, acting on paired donors, with incorporation or reduction of molecular oxygen, NAD(P)H as one donor, and incorporation of one atom of oxygen; heme binding. Gene Ontology annotation, cellular component: membrane. The record is from RefSeq and is a predicted model, not a curated record. The transcript is spliced from 2 exons.
CAAACAUAAACAAGAAAUUUCGUGCUAGAGUAUGGAGGAAGAAGUCCUUCUUAUAUACGAGACAAUCAGCAUAUUUUCAUUUACUUGCAAAACAUUCAAAUCAAAUAUGGCUGAUUACCAAGGCACCAUCAUACUUUUCAUCAUAUGGCUAGUCUCCACAAUAGUGGUUCGAGCCAUAGUCAGCAAAAAACAGAACAAGACUAAUAGACCACCAAGUCCACUAGCCUUACCCAUCAUUGGACAUCUCCACCUUCUUGCUCCAAUACCUCACCAAGCUCUUCACAAGCUCUCCACCCGCCAUGGACCCAUAAUGCACCUUCUCCUUGGCUCCGUGCCAUGUGUCGUGGCUUCCACACCAGAAGCCGCCAAAGAAUUCCUCAAAACUCACGAAAACUCCUUCUCCAACCGCCCGCAAAGUUUUGCGGUUGAUUAUCUAACAUAUGGCUCGCAGGACUUCUCUUUCGCGCCAUAUGGACCGUAUUGGAAAUUCAUGAAGAAAAUAUGCAUGUCUGAGCUUCUGGGGGGUCACACACUGAGUCAGCUUCUACCUGUGAGGAGACAAGAGACUUUAAGGUUUCUUAGACUUAUGCUUCAGAGAGGGAAGGCAGCUGAGGCCAUUGAUGUUGGGAGAGAACUACUGAGGCUCUCGAAUAACAUUGUGUCAAGGAUGAUUAUGAGCCAAACGUGUUCUGAAGAUGAUAGUGAGGCUGAAGAGGUGAGGAAGUUGGUGCAAGACACUGUGCAUCUCACUGGGAAGUUUAAUGUUUCGGACUUCAUUUGGUUCCUUAGGAAGUGGGAUUUGCAGGGGUUCGGGAAAGGACUCAAGGAGAUUCGGGACAGGUUUGAUGCCAUUAUGGAGAGGGCGAUCAAGAAGCAUGAAGAGGAAAGGAAGAAAAGAAGGGAAGAGGGUAGUGGAGGAGAGGGUCAUAUCAAGGAUCUACUUGAUGUAUUGUUGGACAUACAUGAAGAUGAGAACUCUGAUAUUAAAUUGACUAAAGAGAACAUAAAGGCCUUCAUCUUGGAUGUGUUUAUGGCAGGAACAGACACUGCAGCCUUAACAACCGAAUGGGCUCUAGCUGAGUUGAUUAACCACCCACAUGUGAUGGAGAGAGCAAGACAAGAGAUUGAUGCUGUGAUAGGGAAUGGUAGAAUAGUAGAAGAAUCAGACAUUGCCAACCUUUCUUACCUGCAAGCUGUAGUGAAGGAAACUCUGAGGAUUCACCCCACAGGUCCAAUGAUUAUUAGAGAAUCAUCAGAAAGCAGCACUAUCUGGGGCUAUGAGAUUCCAGCAAAGACUCAGUUAUUUGUUAAUGUGUGGGCUAUUGGAAGGGACCCUAAUCACUGGGAGAACCCACUUGAGUUCAGGCCAGAGAGGUUUGCUAGUGAAGAGGGAAGUGGGAAGGGGCAGUUAGAUGUGAGGGGGCAACAUUUUCACAUGAUUCCAUUUGGGAGCGGGAGAAGAGGGUGUCCUGGAACCUCACUUGCUUUGCAGGUUGUGCAGGCAAACCUUGCUGCUAUGAUUCAAUGCUUUGAAUGGAAGGUUAAAGGAGGCAUUGAAAUUGCUGACAUGGAAGAGAAACCAGGGUUAACUCUUUCAAGGGCUCAUCCAUUGAUUUGUGUCCCUGUGCCUAGGCUUAAUCCUUUUCCUAAUAUAUCAAAUGCCUAAUUCAGUUCAUCGAGUGUGUUAGUUGUUGUAAACCUAUCUUUGAUUCCUAUACAUAAAAGGAAAAAAAAAUCCUUUUCCUAAUAUGUGAUUGUGAUAAAACAAAAUCAAGCUUGGGGGAGAAAAAAACUUCAAAUUGAAAUUCCACAUUUUGGCUUGUUCUUGUUUCUGUGUAAUUCAUAAUCAUCAAUAUCACAAAACCUGUUUCUGAUUGGCAGAAAGAACACAAA